AUGUCGUCAUCUCCGGCGGGCGUAAAGCCCGAAAAAACAAUGUCGUCACGACUGCUCACAAUGAAGUUCAUGCAACGCGCCGCAGCGACGGCAGUUGCCAAAGAAUCUCAGUCAGGAUCUGAGAAUGGCCCGCCUACUCCGAAGCGCGCCAGGCUAUCAACUGAGGCUCAGAGCCCGGGAGCACCGGGAACACCACAGGCAGAACUCGAUGCGAUCAAUGCAGCCCUGAAAGCAGAGGAGGACAAGCGCCGAGCAGCUGCUGCACGACAGGCUGCCGAGGCGGGCGAAACUGAAUGGGUGCUGGACAUCCCCGCUGCCUCUUAUCCUUCACAGCCCAUGGUCGUGGCAGCCGACUCGUUAGAUACUGAAGGUGACACUCCGCGCGGGGGUCGUCGGUCGUUCGGCAACUUCAAGCGCAAGCCGAAAUACGUGAGUUCUACUGAACCGCCUACAUAUCACCAUUCUGACAUCUUCAAGGCCUACACAGAAGAAGAAGACGAGGAAAUGAAUGAUGAGGAGAAGGAGGAAUUGAAACAGAUUGAUCCCGAAGACCCUGACCAGAUGGACGCCUUCAUGGAAAAGCUGAGGGCUAAUGCUCAAGCCAGAGCAUUGAAAAAGAACAACACCCACAACUUCAAGCUGUCCGAGCUGACAAGUAUCUCCGGUGGAGGCGGGCGCCAACCACAAAUGGGAAGAUCUUCUUCGGAUAAGAAGCCAAAGAAUAAGAAGAAGCGCAAGAGCGGUUGA
This is a messenger RNA of Penicillium atrosanguineum, 747 nucleotides long. RefSeq lists its product as uncharacterized. The transcript has 2 exons. The coding region runs from base 1 to 747 and encodes 248 amino acids. Lineage: Eukaryota; Fungi; Ascomycota; Eurotiomycetes; Eurotiales; Aspergillaceae. The record is from RefSeq and is a predicted model, not a curated record.